ACAGGGGAACAGUGGUUUUGUUGAGUGAUUUUUUUUAUGUUUUUAAAUACUUGCUCUAACCUUCUCAUCUUAUGGCAGUAAUUCCAAAAAUUAAACUAAGCCUAGAAGGAUUGAAGAAUGGGAAGACCUUUUUAUUUUUUUUCAUCGUAUUCUACAUCAUUUUUGUAUAUUUCUGGACGAAGCUGAUCAUUCCUCAACUUAUGGAAGAGAAAGUAGAUCAGAAGAUAGAAGAAUAUAAAAUACCGAUAACUGUAAACGUGUCCAACGACCCAGUGAGGCAGUACCACAUGGCAAGGGCCAAAGUUCUCCAGAGGUCGGACCUCCCCUGGAUCAGGGUCCAGAACAACAUCCCACACCUCAACAUACCGCUCUUCGACACGCUGAGGGAGAACUGCAAGACAGUCGGAAAUAAGAGAUCUCCAGAUGAGAUCAUGUUUUCGAAAUAGAAUGUUAUUAUAUUAUUAUUCAACAACAGUCCAAAAUAAAUCAAAAGUUAAUAAUAA
This is a messenger RNA of Nezara viridula (southern green stink bug), 503 nucleotides long. Lineage: Eukaryota; Metazoa; Arthropoda; Insecta; Hemiptera; Pentatomidae. The record is from the annotation of a GenBank genome assembly.